Messenger RNA from Racocetra fulgida, 267 nucleotides. Lineage: Eukaryota; Fungi; Glomeromycota; Glomeromycetes; Diversisporales; Gigasporaceae. The record is from the annotation of a GenBank genome assembly.
AAGAACCAUUUUUGGUAGCAGACAAGUUUAAUCAUGAGAUACAAGAUCAGUUACUUUGUUUUUCUUCUGUUCAAAAUUUGUCUGUUCUCAGAAAAGACAAAUUAGAAAAUAAUCAAACAAUUUUAGAGCAACAAGUUAUUUAUGAAAAGCUUUAUGAAAUAUAUAAAAAGGCUCUUUCUAAAGCAUUACAAAAAUGUAUAAAGUCUCAUCAAUUAAUUUGUUUACUUCAAGAAUUUGUUGAUAUGAGUGAUGAAUCAGAUUUGGACA